CAAAAAUGCUACGAAGCUUGUAGAGACCAAAGGUAAUGCUUCACUAAAUUGCAAUAUCCAUGCUGUCAAAUCCAACAAAAGUAAGAGUGUUCCAAUGAAUGAUCAACGUCAAACUAAAUUAUUCAAACCGUCUUCGAAGUGCUGGUUUUGUGGAUCUUGGCAUUUCGCGAGAUUUUGCCGUUAUAAACGUCAUAAGUGCAACAUUUUCUAUAAAGUUGGUCAUAAAGAAACAGUCUGCCGACAACAGAAUUAUUUGAAAUCUGGACGACGCAUAAAGUUUCCCCGGAAUCAUAAGAGUUCCAUACGUAGUAUAUAUUCGACAUUCACGUGUAAUCUUGCUGACAAAAGAAGAUAUGUAGAUCUAUUAGUUAAUGAUGUUCAGAUUCGUUUGCAGUUGGAUACAGCAUCUGAUAUCACACUUAUUUCUAAGAAAACUUUGGAAUUGAUGGGUUGCCCCCCAUUACUACCUACUGAACAUACAGCGCGUAAUGCAUCUGGAGAUAUUCUAAAACUCGUUGGGAUGAUAAAUUGUGCUGUUAAAUUCGGAGUACAUUCUUUUACUGGAACUUGUUAUUUAACAAACAGACAUGAUUUAGAUCUUAUUGGUAUUGAUUGGAUUGACAAAUUAAAUCUUUGGAAGGUGCCACUAGACGCAGUGUGUACAUUGAAAGAUCCACAUAUUCCUAAAAAUCUACCUGUAUUAAAUGUUACAUCAAACAACAACGUCUUGACUACAGCUCAUCUUUUUGAAAAGCAUUCGAAUGUAUUUCAAGAUAUUUUGGGAUGUUGCAAUAUUGGUAAAGCCAAAUUAUAUUUACGUCAAGGAGCUACACCAGUUUUUCGUCCAAAACGGCAGGUACCCUACGCCUCUAUCGAUAGA
Schistosoma turkestanicum is the source of this 880-nucleotide messenger RNA. Lineage: Eukaryota; Metazoa; Platyhelminthes; Trematoda; Strigeidida; Schistosomatidae. The record is from the annotation of a GenBank genome assembly.